Molecule: messenger RNA, 714 nt
Organism: Diaporthe batatas
Lineage: Eukaryota; Fungi; Ascomycota; Sordariomycetes; Diaporthales; Diaporthaceae
Exons: 2
Coding region: 1-714 (237 amino acids)
Source: RefSeq, a predicted model, not a curated record
AUGGUUAUGCCCCUCGCGGCUGCGAAGCCAACCGUACAUCAAAAUGAUGCCGUCUCACCUGUGCAGGCGAGGGACGCAACCUGCGCCAUCAACGGGUACGACAAAGGCACACCCGCGUCCUUCUUCACCAGCAACACCCCCGCCGAUGUGACCUCGAGCGGCUGCGCGGCUCUCUGCGCAACCAAACAGGGCUGCGUCUCAUUCGCGUACGGUGGAGGAAGCUGCCUGCUGUACGCCGCCGCUGUCGCCGGCAACAUCAACGCCAGCCCGGGCAGUGCCUAUGUGUUCAAUGAUCUGGCCUGUGUCAGCGGCGCUGCCACGACAGACUCGCCCUCUUCAAACAGUAAUGCCCCGCCGUCAGGCGCUGCUCAGCUCCCUGGAGCCACCUGGACUACCACGGUGACGCAGACACCCUCUUGUGCGCAGGUCACUGCCACUACCACUACCACCACGACUACCACCAUCCCUGCCAGUACCGUGACACAGACUCUCCCUGCUGGCACGGUCACAGAGACUCUACCAGCCGUCACGAAGUCAGUUACGGUAACACAGACCGUGCCGGCCGUCACGGCGACAUCGACAUUGACGCUCCCGGCUGUCACCAAGUCGGCCACCCUGACGCUCCCCGCUGUCACUUCCACCAAGACUGUCACUGCGACGAUUACUGUUAAGUGUCUCGCAUUCGGAAUCCUUUGCACUACAUCUACUUCCUAA